Molecule: messenger RNA, 2094 nt
Organism: Pseudophryne corroboree (corroboree frog)
Lineage: Eukaryota; Metazoa; Chordata; Amphibia; Anura; Myobatrachidae
Gene: ST7L
Product: suppression of tumorigenicity 7 like
Exons: 15
Coding region: 154-1842 (562 amino acids)
Source: RefSeq, a predicted model, not a curated record
UAGAUAACACUAGUGUCCCGCUGCACUGCACGCAGUAUGCACACACAGUACAGUCGCCCUGGGUCUGAACUCUGAAAUACCCGCCAGUCUCCCCCGCCAAUCCCGGCCCACCCCCGCCCCCUGCCACAGCCGGUGACAGAGGAAACAACAAACAUGGCGGAGCCUCCGAGUCCCGGCGACCCCAGCCCUACUCGUGUGGCUCGGCUGAAGGCUUGGUUGUGUCGGCACCGGGGGUACGCCUGGCUUCUGCUCCCUGUGGCGGGGCUGUUCGUCCUCCAGUACUUCCUAGCGCCACUCCGCCUGUACAGGACCGCGCUGGCCGUGAUAGCUUUUAUGAACACAUUGACACCAAAGUUCUACAUUGCUCUUACUGGCACGUCAUCACUGAUAUCUGGACUCAUUUUGAUUUUUGAGUGGUGUUACUUCAGAAAGUACGGCACAUCUUUCAUUGAGCAAGUAUCUAUAAAUCAUUUACGUCCUUUGAUGGGCGGGAUUGAUCCUGGAUCCUCCACAGAGGGGUUCUUUCCCAACACCGGAGACCAUGAGACCAGCAGACAGAUUUUGUCAGAAUGUAAAGUGUGGAGGAAUCCUUUAAAUCUUUUCAGAGGUGCAGAAUACAACAGGUACACAUGGGUUACUGGAAAGGCACCCCUUACAUAUUAUGAUAUGAAUCUGUCGGCACAGGACCAUCAGACGUUUUUUACGUGUGACACAGACUCCCUGCGACCAUAUGACGCUGUGAUGCAGAAAGCAUGGCGAGAGAGGAGCCCUCAGUCACGGGUAAAAGCUGCAUAUCAAGCUCUAGGAGUGUCUAAUGACUGCGCCACAGCUUACAUUUUGUUGGCAGAGGAAGAAGCCACAACAAUAUCUGAUGCAGAAAGGUUGUUCCAACUAGCACUGAGAUCAGCGGAGUCUGCCUAUAAGAAGUCCCAACAGCAGCAGUACAUGAGCUCACAGCAUGAAGCUCAGCACAAAAGAGACAUAAAUGUUUUGGUUUAUACAAAAAGAAGGCUGGCUAUGUGUGCAAGAAAAUUGGGAAGAAUACGGGAAGCUGUUAAAAUAAUGAGAGAUCUAAUGAAAGAGUUUCCUCUGAUCAGCAUGGUAAAUAUCCAUGAAAACCUGCUGGAGGCUUUGCUGGAAUUACAGGCAUAUGCGGAUGUUCAGGCUGUGCUUGCUAAAUAUGAUGAUAUUAGUCUUCCAAAGUCCUCAACAAUAUGUUACACGGCAGCUUUAUUAAAAGCUAGGGCAGUUUCUGAAAGGUUCUCACCAGAAACAGCCUCUAGAAGAGGCCUUAGUACUGCAGAAAUGAACGCAGUGGAGGCCAUUCAUCGAGCUGUAGAAUUUAACCCGCAUGUUCCAAAGUAUUUGCUAGAAAUGAAAAGCUUGAUUAUGCCACCAGAGCACAUACUGAAGCGGGGAGACAGUGAAGCAGUGGCAUAUGCCUUUUUUCACCUUCAGCACUGGAAACGUGUGGAAGGAGCACUGAAUUUACUGCACUGCACAUGGGAGGGCACGUUUAGGAUUCUACCAUAUCCCUUAGAAAAGGGACAUCUUUUUUAUCCUUACCCUGGGUGUACUGAAAAUGCUGACCGAGAACUCUUACCACCUUUUCAUGAAGUUUCUGUGUACCCAAAGAAGGAGCUACCUUUUUUUAUUCACUUCACUGCUGGUCUGUGCUCUUCUACUGCAAUGCUGGCACUUCUAACCCAUCAAUUUCCAGAGCUCAUGGGAGUUUUCGCAAGAGCUUUUUUUGUGACACUGCUAGCCCCCUUCAGUUUUAUUAUGGAAAAGAUUGAAAGCGUAAUGCCAUCCAGCUUCUGGCACCAGCUGACCCGGAUGUAACAUGUAUCUUAUCCACAUAAGAUUACAAGAAAAAGAAGAGAGCCAAGACUCCGAUAGUGACUUUUGGGCCCCGUAAUUCUGAACAUCUACAGAAAAGAGGAAAUCCAGUUUCGCUUCUAGUUUCCUGGAUACUAAACAUGCUGAUGAUCCAGUCUAAAAGGAAACAGUAGUUGGAUAAUAAUUUCUUAUGAAAUUAAAAUGUGUAUAUUAAUUAGAAGCAAAUAAAAAAGUUUGAAUUUCGAUAUUAUAAAA